Messenger RNA from Dicrocoelium dendriticum, 1448 nucleotides. NCBI's taxonomy places the organism in Eukaryota, Metazoa, Platyhelminthes, Trematoda, Plagiorchiida, Dicrocoeliidae. The record is from the annotation of a GenBank genome assembly.
CAUGUUUCCUGAAUCAAUUUGCAGCAUUCACUGGUGAUAUUCUCGUCCUGGGGCCGCCGAUUUGGCCGUUCAAAAUGACUUCGGAUAUCGCCAGACGCCAAAGAACAGUGCCAUCAGCCAGGGCGUUUGAGUUUAAUUGGAGAAGGCCGGUCCAUUCUGUAUUGCAAAAUGGGGCUCUUUUUGAUCGAUUCGAUGAGGAAACUGGUACCCUUGAGCCGGAUUGCUUCGUGCAAGUGGAUCCAGACGGCUUUUUCAUCUAUUGGAAAACAGAAACUUCAGACAGCCAAUUACUGGAAUUAUCUCAAAUCAGUGACGUCCGUGCUGGAAGCAAACCCAAAGAUGAAAAACUCGUCUCCCAAAUACAAGAACGCUCUCCUGGCAUCUCAUGGGACCGAAUCGUCACCAUCUGCAGUGGUCUAGAUAUGGUUAACAUCAUCUAUACUCACAUGAUUGCACCGGACUCCGAAACGGCUUCCUACUGGAUUCAACAACUACGCAGCUUGACUCACAACACCAAGGCAGCCAAUGUGUGCCCCAUGACUCAGCUACGAAAACAUUGGAUUCGUUUGACUUUAUCCGUUAAUCCGAAAAACAAAAUUCCCGUGCGGGUGAUCAUGAGGACAUUCGCUUCCGGUCGCAAUGAGCGUGUGGUCUUUCAGAGUUUGAAAGAACUCGGUUUGCCGCAUGGGAAAAACGAUGCCAUUGAGCCCGCUGAUUUCCCGUUUGAAAAAUUCUACGAGUUGUAUCACAAAAUUUGUCCCCGAACGGACAUAGAAGAGUUGUUCAAAUCCCUGUCCAACAACGAGGACGUGCUCCAUGCGGACAAGAUGAUCGAGUUCCUCAAUGAGACGCAACGAGACCCUCGGUUAAACGAAAUCCUCUAUCCCUUCGCCAAUAGGCAAACCAUCAAACAUAUUCAGGAAAACUAUGAAACACAAGAGGAAUUAAAGAAUACCGAUAACCUGUCUAUCGAGUGCUUCUAUCGGUACCUCAUGUCGGACAGCAACGCUUGUGUUUUCCUCGACCGGUUGGAUGUGUAUCAGGAAAUGGACCAACCUUUGAGUCACUACUAUAUCAAUUCCUCACACAACACCUACCUGAUUGGACGGCAGUUUGGCGGCAAGUCUUCUGUCGAAAUGUACCGACAAGUGUUGCUUGCUGGUUGCCGUUGCAUCGAACUUGACUGUUGGGAUGGUCGUGGUGAGGAUCAGGAGCCGAUUAUCACGCACGGGAAGGCAAUGUGUACAGAUAUUCUAUUUAAAGAUGUCAUCUACGCCAUUCGAGAUACAGCAUUCGUGACCAGCGAAUACCCUGUCAUCAUGUCUUUCGAAAACCACUGCAGUAAACACCAACAAUACAAACUGGCCAAAUACUGCGAGGAAAUUUUAGGGGACAUGCUCCUGACCAAGCCGCUCGAUAAUUAUCCCAUCCCAAGUUCGUUCUCUUAA